Messenger RNA from Rhagoletis pomonella (apple maggot), 2315 nucleotides. RefSeq names its product protein phosphatase 1 regulatory subunit 14B. The record is from RefSeq and is a predicted model, not a curated record. NCBI's taxonomy places the organism in Eukaryota, Metazoa, Arthropoda, Insecta, Diptera, Tephritidae. Gene Ontology annotation, biological process: regulation of phosphorylation. Gene Ontology annotation, molecular function: protein serine/threonine phosphatase inhibitor activity. The coding region runs from base 1021 to 1395 and encodes 124 amino acids. The transcript has 6 exons. Gene Ontology annotation, cellular component: cytoplasm.
GCCCAGGAUGGUCUGCAGCCAUUAACCCAAUUUCACAGUUUCGCCACCGGAAAAAAUUAUAUUUUCAUCUCGUUUUUUGGACAAGUAAAUAAACAAUGUAAGCGGCUAGAAGGUAAAAAUGUUAUUUUACCAGCCAUACGCGAAUGCUGUUGAUGGCACUCUUCUGUGACAUGUGCUGCUGUGGCUGCUGCAACGGAUUGGCCCGGAAAAAGUUAUUUGCUGUACACGCCUGACUGCUUGGCUGCCCAAUUCUUCUGACUCAGCAGCUAAAAUCACUAUUAUUAUGCGGCUGACGUUAGCUUUGCGGUUGAGUGCUGUUAUGUCUAUGCAGAAAAAUGCAACAGGAGCAGCAGCUGCAUAAACAUCAAAAACAAAAGUGAAUGCGUGUAAGCAAACAAUAAUUUGAUUGAAAAGCCCAAGGAGAAUGCAAAGCGGCUAAAAGAUCGCGGAAGUUUCUGCUUGGUUUAGCGCGACAGCACGCACAUCAAUGCACAUACAUACAUACAUAUGUAUGUAUGUUUAUAGGUUCGCUUGCAUCGAUGUUGCUUUGUUUAUACAUACAUAUUUAGUACAUAUUUAUGUAUCUCUGCAUCACCUGCCAUCCAAAAUAUAUCUAAACAGCAACAUUGCUUCGCAAAGAGACCGCACCGCGUAAACAUCAAAUGGAGGCGUAACAAUGCGAAAAAAGCGCAACUCCGCGGGCUUUCAACUGAAAAAGUGUGUAGAAAGAAAAAAUUUCUGCAAAAAAAAAAUAAAAAUAAUAAUAAAAAACCCCACAAAAGCAGCUGCUAAUGGCAUGCUCAUCGCCAGUUAAUUGAGGGCUGAAGAAAAAAAUAAAGGCUUUACGAUAGCCAACUAUCAAUCAACCGCCCACACUAAUUAAUUUGACAUAUAAGUCUGAACAGAAUUCCAAGUAAUCAAGUCCAACAGCUGCCACGGAAACGGCACAGCACAUCAGGCUUUACUCUCAAAAAUAGUAGGAGGCAAAAACUAAACGUACAGCACACAUACCCACACAAAAUGCAGUGCGGCCUAGAGCAAAUGAACGACUGCGAACGCUCGCCGAACCGGACCAAUCUCCGCGUCAACUUCAACGAGAAGGGUGCUGAGGUGAAGGAGCGACGCGAAAAGUUCCUCACCGCCAAAUAUGGUUCACAUCAGAUGAGCCUGAUACGUAAACGCUUGGCGGUUGAGAUGUGGCUGUAUGAUGAACUGCAGAAACUCUUUGAUCCACCGAGUGAGGCUAUCGAUGUGGAUAUAGAUGAAAUAUUGGAUAUGGACACCGACGACAUAAGGAGAUCCCAUUUGAUUCGGCUCCUUUCGGUCUGCAAACGCCCACAGUCGGACAUAUCGAAAUUCAUAAGUGAUUUACUUGAUCGUGCAAAGACGCUGUAAAUUAGCUGCGCUGGCGCGUUUGUUACUUUAGUUUUUUAUGUGUAAUUCCACGCAAAAACACGAAAACAUAAUUCAUUUGAUAUUAGCGUUUAGCUCUCUACAAGUAUAUCAUAUUUUUUAAAUUAAUUGAUCUUAUUUGAUUUUAUUUUCUUUAUCAGAAAAUCAAUUUAGUUAAUUUACUUUAAUUGUAUUUAACCUUAUUUAUUACUAAGCACAAACGAUAAUUUAAAUAAAAAAACUUUUGUAUCAAGUCGCAUAAUAUAAAUAACACAUUAGAUUUUAAUCGGUUAAUUAGUAAACACGAAACAAAGUAAAAGUAAAAACAAAAGUGUAGUAUAACCAAAAAAUAUUUAUACAAGCUAAGUCUAAUACUAGAUUACAGAAAUUAUAGUCGCAUUAAAAUUAAGGCAAAGUAAAAGCAAGACAACACAGAACCAGAAGAAAUCUCAAACCAAAAGAAAUUCGCGAAAAAUAAAAUAAAAAUAAAGAAUCAAAUAAAUAACUUUAAUUUGUAUGUGAGGCAAAGCUGACGUUGAUUAUUGUAUAUGACUGAAUUUAUACAGUAUGGUGGUAGAAAUAGGCUCUGAAGUAAAACAAAAAAAAAAAAUCUUAAUUGUAUUCAUCAAAAAAGUCAUCUCACAAACUUCAUACAUAUUUACAUUUAAUGCUUAAAAUACACUUGUAUGUACGCAAUUUAUUUGCAAGAUUAAAAUAACAGUCUAGAUUAAAAGCACUCAGCUUUGAGAAAUAAGAAAGUAACUUACAUUUUUGGUCUCUUUUUUAAGCGUGAAAUUUUUUAAGUCAAACCCUAACACUUUAAUGACAAAGAAAGAGGCAUUAAACCCAGUAAAAAUAGCGUUAUUUUCCCGAUGAGCAUACUACCAAUUUUCCAAAAGUGUGCUUUUAAUAAAAAAAAAAAA